Molecule: messenger RNA, 3323 nt
Organism: Cicer arietinum (chickpea)
Lineage: Eukaryota; Viridiplantae; Streptophyta; Magnoliopsida; Fabales; Fabaceae
Source: RefSeq, a predicted model, not a curated record
UGCAAUAUAAUGUUAGUAAAAAGAGGCUAAUAAAUUCAAAUUUAUAUGCAAAUCAACAGUAACUUGAUAAACCCUAAACUCAAAAUCUCAACUUCUCCUGUGAUCAGUCAUCACUGCUCGCCGGCGGCAGCCUCCCAGGCGCCAUCUCGCCGCCGAUACCUCUCUUCUUCUUUCUCCCUCGGCGCGCGGAUUCGUUUCCCUUCCUCUUUCCGCCGCAAAUAGCGACCACCAGGGCCUCCACCGCCCUUCUCCGUCCACGAAGGCGCCAACCAGGUCACCGGUACCUCCUUGUUCGGCCUCCAACUACAGUAAACAAUCAUCAACUCAGCAAGUGUUGGUUUUUGGUGUGGAGAAGGGGAAGAAAUUGUUGAAGUGGAAGAGAAGACGACAAAGAAAAAAAAGAGCAUGGGGAGAGGAAAGAUUGAGAUUAAGAAGAUUGAGAAUUUUAAUGGCAGACAAAUGGGUUGAUUAAGAAAGCAAAGAGUUGCCUAUUUUUUGUGAUGCAAAGGUUGAUAUCAUCACGUUCUCUGGCACUGUUUGCACCUCCUGGACCAGGGUCUUGGAUAUGCUACUGACCGUCACUGUCUUUCCUGCAACGGUUUGAGACCCACCCCUCAGUCCAUGGUUUUCUGUUAUUCUUGCUCAAUCUGGUGAAGGAGUCCCUCCCUGUGUUCGAUUCUGCUUCUAUUUUUUUCUGCUUUUUUUUUUGUUCCAUUUCUUGUUUUGUUUGUUACUCUUUUUUAUGCUUCUUUUGUUACACUGUUAAUGCUAUUGGGUUAUUAUUUAGAACAAAGUUGAUUGGUUGCAACUUGCUUCAAUGGCUCAAUCUAAAAGCUUUUUGAUUUAGUCUCAAUCUAAAAGCUUCAAUGGCAAUGACUCCAAUUAAUUUCUCCCAUAAAUUUUAGCACUUGUGUAUUUUUUUAAUCUAAAGCACUGGUAUUUAAAAUCUUGUUUUAGGCCAAAAAAACAUUGGAUUACAUUUGGACUUCAGAAAUAUUAGUUUUAAUCCAACUUACCUUACAGACCCUUUACUCGACCCAAUCUGAUCUAGAAAUGACUGGGCUGGGUUGGAUUGGGUCAAAGUCUAAAUGACCGGACUUUAUUCCAAUCCCAACCCAUGGUAACUUCAUUGGUCGGGUAUUGGGUUUGACCAAAUCUGGUCCAACUCGACCCCAUGUACACUCCUAGUUCUUGGCCUGUUCUCUUUAUUGGUUUUAUAGUUUUGCAUAUUUGGCUUGAUUAGGCUCGGACCAUCACUACCACCAUUAUUAUAUCAUAAUUUGACUUGUUUAUGUUGCCUUUUCUAGGUGUUUCUCGGAUGAUACAUACACUAAAAGUGUUGCAUCUGCUGGUGUGACAAGAUAUAUCUAUAAAUGCUUGGGGUGUCAUCAUCAUGUAUAACUGCAAAUAUAUGCCAAACUCUGCUCAGCCUCCUUGGCAAAUGCAAAUCAAUGCUUGAACUGAAGAAGCUUCAUGCUAUUGGGAUCUCUUUUGGUUUGUCUCAAGAAGACUCAUUUAUAUCCAAAAUCCUUUAUUUUUCUGCUGUGUCCAAUUCAGGAGACAUUGAUUAUUCCUACAGGGUUUUCUCCCAGCUUUACAGUCCAACAAUUUUUAGCUGGAAUAUAAUCAUAAGAGGCUAUUCAAAUAGCAAGAGUCCAAUUCAUUCCCUAUCCAUUUUUCUAAAAAUGCAGCAACUUGGGGUUGCACCAAACUACCUAACAUACCCCUUUCUUGUGAAGGCCUCAGCACGCCUUUCAAACCAGGAAAGUGGUGUUUCUCUGCAUGCCCAAAUUAUAAAAACUGGGCACGAGUCUGAUAUAUUUAUCCAAAACUCUUUGAUUCACAUGUAUGCCUCUUGUGGGAAUAUUAUUGGGGCCCACAAGGUAUUUGAUAGUAUGCAGGGAAAAAAUUUGGUAUCAUGGAAUUCCAUGUUAGAUGGCUAUGCUAAGUGUGGAGAUAUGGUUUUGGCUCAUAAAGUUUUUGAGUCUAUGCAAGAUAGGGAUGUUCGGUCAUGGAGUUCUUUGAUUGAUGGUUAUGUGAAGGCUGGGGAGUACAGGGAAGCUAUGGCCAUCUUUGAAAAGAUGCAGGUUGUUGGUCCCAAGUCCAAUGAAGUUACUAUGGUGAGUGUCUUGUCUGCUUGUGCACACCUAGGUGCUCUAGAAAAGGGAAGAAUGAUGCACAAGUACAUUGUUAACAAUGGUUUACCAAUGACAAUGGUCUUACAGACUUCUCUUGUGGACAUGUAUGCCAAAUGUGGGGCAAUAGAGGAUGCUUUGUUUGUAUUUCGUGGCGUCUCAAAGAGUCAAACUGAUGUGUUCAUUUGGAAUGCAAUCAUUGGUGGUCUUGCCACACAUGGGUUAGUGGAAGAAUCUCUUAAAUUGUUUAAGGAAAUGCAAAUGGUUGGUAUCCGAUCUGAUGAGAUAACAUACCUCUGCUUGUUGGCUGCGUGUGCCCAUGGAGGACUAGUUAAAGAAGCAUGGUACUUCUUUGAGAGCCUUGUUAAAUGUGGCAUGACACCUACAAGUGAGCACUAUGCUUGCAUGGUAGAUGUGCUGGCGCGUGCAGGUCAAUUAACUGCUGCAUAUCAAUUUAUUUGUCAAAUGCCGAUAGAACCAACCGCUCCCAUGUUAGGUGCUCUUCUUAGUGGGUGUAUUAAUCAUAGAAAUUUAGAUCUUGCAGAAAUAGUUGGCAAGAAGCUUAUUGAACUUGAUCCAAACAAUGAUGGGAGAUAUAUUGGCUUGUCAAAUGUUUACGCAGUUGUUAAACGUUGGGAUGAUGCAAGAAGCAUGAGAGAAGCCAUGGAGAGAAGAGGGGUGAAAAAAUCACCUGGGUUUAGUUUUGUUGAAAUAUCUGGGAUUCUUCAUAGAUUUAUUGCUCAUGAUAAAACACAUCCUGAUUCGGAAGAAACUUAUUCUAUGCUAAAUUUUGUUGUCUAUCAAAUGAUACAUGGUGUUCGCCAAGACAAUCGGGGGGAGAAUUUUUUGAAUGAUACAUUAAUAGAAGAUGAGUUGACUCUCUUUUGAGUAGAACUGCAUUUAGGUUUGGAGCAGUUAACACUUGUUUUGGAAGAAUUAUUGCAUAUGACCUAGAUUUCAAUGUAAUUAUUAUCAAAAUCCUUUUGGUUUUUGUCUUUAGCAAAGCGUCUUCAUAAAAGUUUAGAAGUCCAUGUAAAAAUAUAGGUUACAUGCUGUUUAAUUAAUAAUGUCCUUGGCCUUUCGGACCAACAAACACAAAAAACUAUUGCUAGGAGAAUAACUGUAACUAGCAGACAUUGUUAGGUGCCAAUAUUGUUUUAAUCAUUACAUCUUAUUUUUCUUGUUUUA